Molecule: messenger RNA, 3204 nt
Organism: Symbiodinium sp. CCMP2592
Lineage: Eukaryota; Dinophyceae; Suessiales; Symbiodiniaceae
Source: the annotation of a GenBank genome assembly
AUGAGGGCGCAAAUUUUCAGCCCAGAAGGUGAGGCACAAGACGACGAAGGCGAUGGACUCGAGGAUCUUCCAGAGGAAGUUAACGACGAGACACUUGAUGAUCUGGACUUGGCAGCAGAUGUCUGCGAGGAUGCUCAGGCAGCUUGGGAAGCCUUCCUGGAACACUAUCCAUCUCGGCAGGCUGCGGGCGAGGCCAUCUUUGCUUCGGUUUUCGAUGUAAACCCCAGUUUGCAAGUCUUCUUCAAAACUCCUACUUCCGUAUUGUCCACGAAGUUUGUGAAUGGCUUCUCCUCCGUCGUGUCGAACGCUGGUGAUCCGGCCUCUUUGAAGCCUCUGGUGGAGACGCUGGGCUUUCAGCACAUGGAUUAUGAUAUAAACCGACAGAAGAUCCAACACUUUCGCGAUGCUAUCGUGGAUCUUCUUGAAAUGGACCUGGGGGGCACAGUAACAGCAGCUGGAAAGUACGGAAUAGCGGCCCUGAUCAACUACGUUGGUGGUGCAUGCAUGUAUAUUCGACGAGAGUAUGCGGUUCGUGUGCGGCUCAUUCAUUCCUCUUGGGCAACGGCUACGAAGUCGGAGGAGCCCGAAGAGGAGCCGGAGAAGAAGCCGGAAGGGUCUCAAUCUCCUGCUGACGACGAAGAGAAUCCGGAAAAUUCCCAGGCUCAAGCCCAAGGUGCAGAGGGUGCUGGCAAUGCUGCAAGUGUUCCGACAGGCUUCUUUGAAAUGUUUAUGUUCAAUGCGGCUGUAAUGGGGUACAACUCAAGUCAGCAUUGGAUGGACUUGAUACUUGAGCAGCUUGACAACAUUGUGAAGAACAUUGCCAACACCGCCCGUGUGCAGGAAGAGUGCAGCACGCUAGCACUCAGAGUGGACAAGUUCUCCGCGCAAGUGGAGUUCAGGGAAUUCAAAUCGGUGGCCAUGUCUUCGCUCAAGGCCUGCGUGCCGGAUUGGGGUGACGAUCAUGAGGUCGCCUGGGAUUGGCUAUGGGGCCAUUUGGACAGAAUGCUGACGGAGUUGCGUGGCAAGCCAUCGACACAUACGAGGCGGCUCGGCAAGUUCUUGGAGAACCUGUCGGAGGAAGAUGCCCAGCAAGUCCGUGAAAGUGUUCACCAAAGCUUCUUCGAGCUGGCUCCUGCGGGCCAGGACUAUUUCAAGCAGUCGAACACGCGGCUUUACUUCAUCUCCCAGAUGGUCAUCGAUCUGAGUCUUCGGCUUUACGAGGAGCCCGAAGAAAGCAUCCGACAGAUCUCAGAGCUUGGCCUGAAGCACGUGGGUUUGUCCAUCCCCACCGAGUUCUUCCCACCUUUCGUGACGGCUGUCACUAUGGCCUUCUCGAAGGUCUCGACGUCAGAGGCCAUCACGGAAGCUUUCCGCUGGUCCAUUGCCCUCAUCGGUAAAGUCCUGGCAAGAACCGUCAUUGAAGGCUCUACGCUUGUCAUGAAGGCAGUCACGACUGACGACGACCUCGAGUUCAAGAAGGCAAUCGCAAUUGCUCCACGUGGGAAGCGCGCUUCGCAGAUCUUGAACAUCACAGUUGGCACGCAGAGUAUCUCACCCUUGUACUGGGCGAUAGACAACGGGAGCUUGAAGGUAGCCAGUGCGAUGUUUCAGGAUCUGCUCACCAUUCGGGCUGAUCGGACCCUGUACUUCUACGGAUGUGAUGCCUUAUUCCAGCGCCAUCCAGACGUUUUGCAUUAUCUCAUCGUCCAUGCUCGGUCUCUCAUCCGACCGUUCCUAGAUGGUUUGAUCUGGCGGUCAAGGACGGCUAUCGAAGGUCAGAGGCGCGUCAACUAUUAUGUCAAGCACUUGAUUCAAGACGCAGACGGGAACUUCAGCCAAGCGCUAGAAUGGGUAGCAGAAAGUCAAGACACCGAACUGGCGUGCCAUCCAGUUCUCCUGCUAGUCUCUGACACCAUCUGGGAUGGGCUGGCGAGCCGGUUCUUCAUCCUAGAUCGCUUUGCAUACAUGUUCUUUUUGGCGGUCUUCAUUCUCAGCCAGUCCUUCCUGCAACAUCUGAAUGGUGGGAGUCCAGAUUUGCCCGUUAGAAUUGCCACCUUCUCUUGCCGCAUCGUCGUCUAUGUGGGCAGCAUGGCGCAGCUACUGUAUCUACAUGCUCGGCGGCUUCGUUCAGAGAUUCGGGACAUACGGCAGGGUAAAGAAAACAGCAUCACUUGGUGCUGCAUGGUUCCGGUGCCGUCCUACUUCCUCAAUAUCCAGAACAUUUUUAAGUUUCUGCUGUUGCUGUUCCUCGUGCUAACAUGUGCCGUCGACCCGAUGAUUUGGUGCUUGGCAAACGGAGACAGCGAGCUCUUCACGCAAAAUUGUUCAGCUGGCUUACGUCUUCAGGACGCGUACUCGACGCUGUCCAUGAUGACAAUGCUUAUCUACUGGCUCAUCCUCAGUGGUUUGUCAAUUUUGUCGAUGAGGCUCGCGGCUUUCGCUCUUGGCUGUGCCCAGGUGUUGGAGGAGCUGGGUCUGUUCUUGGGGGCGCUUGUCUUCCUUAUUCUCAUGUUCGCGAGUUCCAUGAGCACGCUGGACCACAGCAGCGCUGCUUUCACGGGCUUGCCAAAGGCCAGCAUUUCCCUUUGGGAAAUUUCAGUCGGCAUGUUCAGUCUGAACAGGCUGGAAGGUGUCAACAGGGAUCCAGUGUUGCUCCUCAUGCUUGCGGUAUUCGUGACGCUCGCCAUUGUCUUUUUGCUGAGCCUGCUGGUGGCACAGUUCUUGGGCGUGUUCCUGACCAGGUAUGAGGACAUGGUGGGUUAUGCUCGGCUGAAGCGGUGUAGCGUCGUAGUGACGACGGUCCGGAGUUUGUCUGCAAAGCGCUGGGCAGACUUUCUUGAGACACUGCAGCUCGAAGAGCCGCUGGAGUUCUCUGAGGGGGACAUUGGCUUUGCAGGAGGGAUUCAGGUGCAUGAGCCAGCCUCCGACCACCCCACGUCGACGGAAAGCAUCGUGCGAUUUGGUGGUUCCGCCUCGGCAUCCAUGCCUUGGCCCGAGUCCGGAUCGGACUUCCAGGAGGAUCCCUACGAGGUCUUGGAACGUCAGAUCUUGCAUCUGGCGAAGAAGACGACGGCAGGCACCCACGAUCGAGACAGGCCCAUGUCCAAGGUCAGCGGCAGCUCUCUGCCGUCGCAGGCCUCCAGUGUGGCCCUGUCUGGUGUCGACGGCUCACACAGUGAUCAUACAAGCGGAUCCACGGAGUAG